Messenger RNA from Mesorhabditis belari, 621 nucleotides. The record is from the annotation of a GenBank genome assembly. Lineage: Eukaryota; Metazoa; Nematoda; Chromadorea; Rhabditida; Rhabditidae.
AUGUGCAAAGGGAUGCCAAUCGGCUUGUCGAGGAGAGACUUUCCGGAAACAUCCGUCCUUCGACGACACCCUCCUCCAAAAGCAAAAGUGCUGGCUGAAGCGGUUGAACUUUGUGAGAAGAUUGGUUUCCCGAUCACUGCCACCACGUCUAAAUUGCUUUCCCAGGGACUGCGACGCUUUGAAGGGAAAAACGAGGUUCAAAGUGCUAUCAACCAAGUGCUCUCAAUGAUGAUGAUGCGCCCGAUGCAACUCGCCCAAUAUUUCUGCACCGGUGCCGUGAAAUCGCAAAGUGAUUACUAUCACUACGCUCUGGCUACACCAUUUUACACGCAUUUCACCUCGCCAAUUCGUCGAUAUCCGGAUGUGAUGGUGCAUCGUUUGUUGUCGGCUGCUUGUGGCUACACUCCGCCACCAACUUUGGCCGAUGUGAAGGAGAUCGCCAAGAUUUGCGGACAUUGCAACGACAAGAAGACGGCUGCGAAGACAGUUUCUGAAGCGAGUGCCGACACGUUCUUUGGUCUAUUCGUUAAGCAUGUUGGAACUUUGGAGGAAAAGGGAGUGCGUUGUCGCGGUGCCUCGAUGCCUCAUUUGAAUGUUUCUCGUUUUCAAAUAUGGAGUGGU